GGGUGUACAGGAGGGGAUUGAGGCAUGGAUAUAGCUGGUGAGCAGAGGGGUGUGAGUGCACACACACGGGAUGGAGGGGAUCUGAGUGCACCUGGGGGAACAGAGGGGAACUGAAGAUGAGAUGGGGAACGGAGCACGUGGAGAAGAGCUGUGUAUGUGCACUAUGGGAGGGAGCUGAGCCCCUUGUGGAGUGUGAAGAACGAUCUGAGUGGGGAGCUGAACAGGUAUGGUGGGGACUGGAGCAUUGGUGCAGGGCAGCAGCUGGGGUCUGGCUGUGAUCCCUGCAGAGGUUUGUGAGGAGGGCUGGAGUGGGGUCUGAAGGCUGUGGGGAGAGGACGGGGUGUGGGUGGGAGCACAGAGGAGGGGAUGUGUCCCAGGGAAUCAUACCCCCCACUGUCUCCUGCCCCAUUAGGGCUCCUGGCUCUGACAAGCCACACUGCAGCCUGGGUUCUCCAUCAGAGCCCUUCUUGUCCAUGGGGCUCAGUCCCUGAUCCCCAGGCCAUAUGUGUGUGCUCCCAGCCUCGUGAGUGACGCUCAGGGCUGUGGGAAGGAAACCUCCACUGCGGGAGCCUCUGGCUGCCCCUGGCAACAGCAUUGUGUGCCUCCGCCAUCUGCUGCCCUGCAAUGGCCGCCCCAUGUCCUGCUCCUCCGCUCCCUCCCCGUGCUGCACAGGCUCCAGAUGCAGUCCCUGAGAUGUCCCUGGGUCUGGAGGAGCAUCUGAGCAGGGCCUUCCAGGACAAACUGCGGCUCCAGAAAGUGCCAACAUGGGACUCAGCAUCUCUGCUGCCCUCCAGGCGCCUGCUGCUGAAAAGGAGGGAGGUGGUGGAGGUGGAGAGAGCCCUGCAGGCCCAGCGGGAGGACUUCCAGCAGCAGAUGGACCGCCUGGCACAGCGCUGGCAGCAGCUGGGCCAGAGGGAAGAGCAGCUCCGUGAUGACACCAUCAAAUUCAACGCCUUCCUUAAGGCCAUGUCAGCGAGGCGGCAGCGGGCGCAGCAGUGGGCAGGUGAGGAGCGGGCAUGGGCAGCACAGCGUGGAGCUGAGGCCUUGCGGCUGCAGCAGGAGCUGGAAAGGCUGCAGGGGCACAGGGAGCAACUGGGACAGCGCCUGCAGAGCCUCCGUGUCUUCGGUGACUUCCUGCAGGAUGUGCGAGCUGCCACGGGGCAGUUUCAGGACAUGCCAUCCAUGCUGGCCCAUUUUGGGGCACUGGUGGAGGUGCGGGCGGUGCUGCUGCAGCAGGUGGAGGCUGGGCAGGUGGCAUUGGCCCAGGGCCGGGCUCAGCUCCAGCAGUGCUGUGAGGAGGCUGACAGUGAGCUCAGCAGCGGCAAUGAGGAGGUGCUCCAGCUCCGUGCCCGCCUGGAAGCUGCCCGCAGUGAUGUGCUGAAGGGGGAGUCCCACUGGGCCCAGCUGGAGGGUUCAGCAGCCCAGAAGACGCUGCUGCUGGGGCAGAUCCGGAUGGCGGUGCUCAGCCUCUUCCAGCUUGCCACCACGAGGCUAAAGGUCCCCAGUGAUGUGGCCCUGGGGGACACAGAGGCACAACUGGAUGUGCUGCUGCACUGCAUGCAGGACCUGGCUGCCAUGUGUACCGAGCUGGGGCUGCAUCCUCAUGUGCCUGCCACCACUGCCACGCACUCACGGCAUCGCAGGGCUGUCACUGUGCCUCCCAGCCAGGAAUAGAUGGACUUAGGAUACAACGGAGUAUGGAAGUCACUCCUCAACCAGUCCAGGGAAGGAUGAAGAGAAAUGCCCCACAACAGAGCCUGGG
This is a messenger RNA of Phasianus colchicus (ring-necked pheasant), 1762 nucleotides long. It is a transcript of the gene CFAP73, whose product is annotated as cilia and flagella associated protein 73. The record is from RefSeq and is a predicted model, not a curated record. NCBI's taxonomy places the organism in Eukaryota, Metazoa, Chordata, Aves, Galliformes, Phasianidae.